This is a messenger RNA of Dendrobium catenatum, 1175 nucleotides long. Its product is annotated as plant intracellular Ras-group-related LRR protein 8-like. The record is from RefSeq and is a predicted model, not a curated record. The coding region runs from base 37 to 1080 and encodes 347 amino acids. Lineage: Eukaryota; Viridiplantae; Streptophyta; Magnoliopsida; Asparagales; Orchidaceae. The transcript has 3 exons. Gene Ontology annotation, molecular function: protein binding.
CUUUCUAUCUCUAUCUCUCCUUCUUUCUGUCUCUCUAUGAGGAUGGAAGGAAGGAAGAAGGGAGCGGCAAGAAAGGAGAAUAACAGUGGAAUAUGGAAGGAGGAAGACUUGAGUGGGAUGGAAUUGGCUUCCCUUCCAACACAUCCCUCCAUUAAUCUUGCUUGCAUCACCAAGCUUAAUCUCUCAUGCAAUAACCUUCAGAACUUGCCGGAGUCGGUGACGGCGAGGCUGGUGAACCUGGUGGAGCUGGACCUGCACUCAAACCAGCUUAAAACACUUCCUAAUUCAAUCGGCUGCCUUUCAAAGCUAAAACGCUUUGAUGCUUCUGGCAACUCGCUGGGCUCACUGCCCAUAACCAUCCAAAACUGCGGGUCAUUAGAAGAAUUACUAAUCAAUUUCAACCAACUAACCCAGCUCCCAGACACCAUAGGACUCGGCUUAACCAAGCUUCGCCUGCUCUCCAUUCACUCAAACAAACUAACUUUCCUUCCUUCCACAACCCACAAACUCUCCUCUCUCCGCUCCCUCGACGCCCAUCUCAACACCCUUCUAACCCUCCCCAAAGACCUCCACCUCCUUCCCUUCCUCCAUUCCGUCGAUAUCAGCCAAAACUUCCAUCACCUGAACUCCUUGCCUGACUCCAUUGGCCUUCUCCCUUCCCUUUCACACCUCAACAUCAGCUAUAAUGGCAUAACGACCCUCCCCGACUCCCUCGCCUGCGCAACUGGUCUUCGCAGCCUGAAAGCCGACGGAAACCCGCUGGUUUCUCCGCCGUUGGAUGUGGUUGCGAACGGAGUGGAUGCGGCGAGAGAGUAUCUUAUUGGGAGAAUGAAUGGUGUGGCGGUGAAGGGGAGGCGGAGGAAGGGGUGGAUAUGGAGAAUGGCGAGGUGUGGAAUGGUUGAAGGAAGGAUAGUUAAGAAGGAAGACGAUGAUCAGUAUGAGGAGGUUUCUCGUGAGUAUCAUUCAGUUGAUGGAUUUGGGACGCCUGGGAGAAGGUAUAUGGAGGCUUUGUCGUCUCCUCUGAAGGCUUUUUCGAGGCAAUGGUCUACGCCGGCCACGGCGAAGCCGGCGUGGAAGUAGCCAGCCAGCUCCUUUAUAUACUGACUUUUGUGUGUGUGAUUUUUAUUCAAACGAUAAACUCUCUCUAUUACCAAUAUUAUUAUAUUUUCGUCGAA